Messenger RNA from Toxotes jaculatrix (banded archerfish), 3381 nucleotides. RefSeq names its product myelin regulatory factor (gene myrf). Gene Ontology annotation, biological process: central nervous system myelin maintenance; protein autoprocessing; positive regulation of DNA-templated transcription. The record is from RefSeq and is a predicted model, not a curated record. Gene Ontology annotation, cellular component: endoplasmic reticulum membrane; nucleus. Gene Ontology annotation, molecular function: sequence-specific DNA binding; DNA-binding transcription factor activity. The coding region runs from base 77 to 3052 and encodes 991 amino acids. Lineage: Eukaryota; Metazoa; Chordata; Actinopteri; Toxotidae. The transcript has 26 exons.
AAGUUUCCCCGAUCCGAAUUGAUUUCGUUCGGACAAGGGGAGACUUUAAUGGAUUUUUUAUGUGGGACCCGCUAGGAUGGACGUGGUAGAUGAAACAGAAGCGUUACAGAGAUUUUUUGAAGGUCAUGAUAUUACCAGUUCUCUGGAGCCAGCCAACAUCGACACCAGUAUCCUGGAAGAGUACAUCAGCAAGGAGGACGAUAGCACUGACAUUUGUUUCUCGGAGGUCCACAGCACCCCAGGACCAAAUUACUCAUCUCCCCAGGCAGGAGUGUCCUCCUCUGGGGGGUUGGUGUGUGGUGUGAGCCCCCCUAUUCCACUACGCCAAGGAGCCCCUCCGUCUGGGCCCCCUAACUGUCAGAACACCUACCCCCCAGGUCCAUCCCUGGGCCUCCGACACAGCUACCCCUGCCUGGGACAGCAGCAGCAGCAGCAGGCUCACGUCAAGCCUGAGCACAGGGGCCACUACGCUCCAGGGACACUACCUGAGUCCCCCCCGGACUCCAGCUCAGAGCCGUACUCUCCACAGCAGGUGAAUGAUCCUCACAUGAUCAGGACCAUGACACCAGAGAACAUGUGUCACAUGACUCCAACGCCACCCCUCCCACAACACGGGCACUAUCCCAGCAUGCAUCGUGACAUGUACCUAAAGCCUGAGCCCAUGAUAUCACAGUAUCCUAUCGGUCCAGCCACGAGCGGAAGUGGAGACAUGCAGCAGACCCAGAUGCUGCAUCAGCUGCUUCAGCAUCCUCAGGGGCAAGACGGCAUCCCUGUUCACCAGACCAAGAAGAGGAAGCACUCUGACUCUCCCAACAGCACCCUCAAUUCCCAAAUCCUCACAGGUAUCAUCAAACAAGAACCAGGUUUAAUGCAAGAUGCUGACAACACCUACUUGGACCCAAACUAUCAGUGCAUUAAGUGGCAACCUCACCAGCAGAACAAGUGGACACCACUGUAUGACGCAAACUGCAAAGAGCUUCCGAUGCCAACCUACCGUGUUGAUGCCGACAAGGGCUUCAACUUCUCCUUGGCUGACGAUGCUUUUGUUUGCCAGAAGAAGAACCAUUUCCAGGUCACAGUAUACGUAGGCAUGCUGGGUGACCCCAAGUACAUCAAGACAAAUGAAGGCCUUCAGCCCAUAGACUGUUUCUAUCUCAAACUCAACGGCGUAAAGGUUGAGGCCAUGAACCAGUCCAUCAGUGUGGAGCAGUCACAGUCUGACCGCAGCAAGAGACCCUUCAAGCCAGUGCUCGUCACCUUACCCCCAGAGCAAGUCACAAAGGUGACAGUGGGUCGGCUCCACUUUAGCGAGACCACAGCAAAUAACAUGAGGAAAAAGGGCAAACCAAACCCUGACCAGAGGUAUUUCAUGCUGGUGGUGGCACUGCACGCUCAGUCCCACAGUCAGAGCUACACUGUGGCUGCUCAUGUGUCUGAGAGGAUCAUCGUCAGGGCAUCCAACCCAGGCCAGUUUGAAAGUGACAACGAAGUGCUGUGGCAGCGUGGCCAACUACCAGACUCAGUCUACCACCACGGGAGAGUCGGUAUCAACACAGACCGGCCGGAUGAGGCCCUUGUCGUCCAUGGCAACUUGAAGGUCAUGGGCUCCCUGGUGCACCCAUCUGACAUCAGGGCCAAAGAAAAUGUCCAGGAGGUCGACACCACAGACAAUUUGAAACGGAUUUCUCAGAUGAGGCUGGUCCAUUAUCAGUACAAGCCUGAGUUUGCUGCCACCGUGGGCAUAGAGAACACUGCAGAGACUGGAGUGAUCGCUCAAGAGGUUCAGCAAAUCCUGCCUGAAGCAGUGAAGGAGGGGGGUGAUGUGGUGUGUGCCAAUGGAGAAACUAUUCCCAACCUGUUAGUCGUCAAUAAGGAACGUAUCUUUAUGGAGAACGUGGGGGCGGUGAAGGAGCUGUGUAAGCUGACAGACAACCUGGAGACUCGUAUAGACGAACUGGAGCGCUGGAGUCGCAAACUGGCCAAGCUGCGUCGUCUCGACAGCAUGAAGAGCACUGUGAGUGGAGGCACUGUCAGCCAAGCAGGGAGCUAUUUUAGCAGGACAGGAAGUGGCCCACUCAAGAAGAAGACAGUCAGACCUGGGAGCAAGAACUCGCUUCCAGAUCAAGGCUGUAUCAGUCAGAGAUUCAUGCAGGGAACUAUCCUGGCACUGGUCGUUGUAAUGGCCUUCAGUGUCAUUUCCAUGUCUGUCCUUUAUGUGCUGACUCUUCACCACAGAGGAGACGUCACAGAGAAAGAUGGGUCCAGAGCUGCACUGGGAUCUUCACGCAAAAGUCCAUAUACUCCACUGUCUACCACCCCUGCACCUGCUUGCUGUUCAACCACAGCCAUAAACAACCAAUCAACUACAGUUCUGACACUGAAUAACAACCAGUCCGAAGCAGAUUCUCUAGACAUCCUGGUCCCCACACAAGGCGCUAUUAAUAAGAAGGCCAAGUCCAGACCGAUGGACAAGGAUGGGCACAGUAGAAACCGACUGAGUCACACCUCAGCACCUUUGUACUUUGCCAAGUCCAAAAGGCCAGCACCUACAGACCAGGACGGAGUGGGAGCUACCAAUCGCCUGCCAGGGGGUCAGCCAGUGCCACGUAGACAACGCAGUCUACACACAAAGGGAGGAAGGUCAGCUCCCUUUCUGACUAGUCUACAUGUUGUGGAGACCAACCAAGAGAUCACAGCGCAAAGGUGCGCAACACCCAAGAGCUGCAGCUACACAGUAUCACUCCAUGGAAAAAGAAAUUCCUCCAUCUCACAAAUCACUUUGUACAUGACGUCCACAAACAGCGUGUGGGUACAACAGUGUGGAGCCACCAAGGGACGUUUGUGCCCCAACCAUACAGAGGCAGAGCUCUAUGGCGAUCAGAGUACAUCAACAAAGGGGACUCGUCACCUGUGGUCAGUGCCUGUGCUGUCUUUCCAGGACAUCACCUAUCACUUUCGUGUCUCCCUGUCUAGUGAAGUGAGCUGUGCAACCGAAGGAGAAACCUCGUCGUACUCUGACUACCAUUUUCUCAUUCAAAGCAGUUGCGUUUGAGGAGGAAGACCGAUGUGUCCCAAGUGCCUUUAAAUGCAGCACAGUUCUCCUUUGUCAUUCCAUUUAUACGCUGUUGUGAUGGGAAAGGGUUUUGUCUCAUUCUUGUACAUUAUUUUUAAAGAGAUUUAAUACAGAACAAACUAUAUACCACUGUUCCCACUGUAAUCCCUUCCAUAUGUAUAUGCAUUAAGACAUCUCUUUUUGCUGUGAUCACUGGAGUUUGAAACACUGUUUAAGUUUCUUUUUUUAUUUUUAUUUCCGUCACUGAAAAUGUUUUAGAUGGUUUUAAUUGACAGCUGUGUUGUGUCACUGUUAACUGCUAUUGUGAA